Molecule: messenger RNA, 2131 nt
Organism: Diachasmimorpha longicaudata
Lineage: Eukaryota; Metazoa; Arthropoda; Insecta; Hymenoptera; Braconidae
Gene: Ccdc114
Product: coiled-coil domain-containing protein 63
Exons: 6
Coding region: 485-2131 (548 amino acids)
Source: RefSeq, a predicted model, not a curated record
GGUCUCACGCAAGGAUUUAAACCCCAACAAAAAAAUCCUCUAUUUUAAUUGGUUAUUAUUUCCAACUCAUCGUCAUCAUUUUUAAUAACAACUCUAAAUCCCACUGCCAUCAACGACUUCGUCGAAUCACUCAGCAAUAUCGCAUGUCAAGUAACCAUGGAUACCCACAAACUGUAAACCGUUGGGUCAACAUAUUUUCGCCUCCUCCCACUGGAAAACUGGAAGCAGAAUCAACCAGGAAGAAAAAAUUCAGAAAUAACAAUAAAAGUACAGCUGCUGGUGGACUGGUCGUGUGCCCCGGAGAUGGCAGAUGUCUGCCUUGAGGCAUCUGGCAUCGGUUUUUCCGCGCACUUCUUUCGGGUGAGGAAGUAUCAAUUUUAUUGAAAACUUCCGGGAACGUGCGAUCACUCGGAGUAACAAGGAAUCAUCAAUCAAUCGAACUGCAUUUUCUCAUCAACAAUUGCGGUUAAUUUGCGAGGUAACAAUGGCCUACAAGCAACAGCCCGUUCAGGAUGAAGUGGAGCUGGAGACGAUGGCAGAGGCUGAAUUAUCACGGCUGAAACGUCAGUACAGAAUAAUGGAGAAUGAUCGUAUCACGUACUCGGAAAAAGCUCGAUUACAAUUGAGAAAUCAGGAGAACAUGAUUGGAAGAUUGGAGUAUGAAAAAGCUGAGCUAGUUUUGGGGAUUAAAAUGGCCAAAUCCGAGGCUAAUUCCAGGAAGGACAACGAGAUGGAUGAGAAACUCAAGUGCCUCCUGGGGAAGAGAGCCAAGUACAUCGAGAUGAUUAAAAAUGAACGACAACAGAUUGAUGAACUUCAGGAGCAAAUUAUUAAGGUGUCUAAAGAAGUUCACGAAUUAAAAAUGAAAAUUCGGACAGACGCCCAAUCAAAAGAAAUAUCGGAGAAGCAUAAUCGCAUGAUAACAACCCUGGAGAACAGGUUGGAAGUCGCGACCAAGCGUUUUAACGUCGUUGUGGCUGAGAAUUGUCAAUUGCGAGCGAAAAUAGACAGUCUGCUGAAGGAGCGAGCGCAGUUCAACAUCCUCUGGGCUAAAAUGAUAGGCCAGCUCAAUACUGGAAAGUCCGUCAUCAAUGACCUCAUCGAACAGGCUACGAUAACGUUCAAUCAACGUGACGAGGAGCUCAACAAGAUUCACGCACUCAGAGAGCGAGGAGCGAGAGAUUUGAAAGCCCACACCUCGGAAAUGUGCGAAUUACAACGAACUCUCGAUAAUGAGCUGAAGCUCCAGGAGUUCCUGGGGAUAAAGGGACAGCACAGGGAAAUGGCGGAUUUGCAGGCGAAGAAGGAAGCCGAACGAGAAGCUAAACGCGAGGAGAUGAAAAAUAAAAUUGCUUCUUACACGGAGAUUUUAAAUCUUGUUAAACAAUUCACAGGCGAGGAUGACAUCGAUAAAUUAACAGCUCACUUCCUGAAGCAAGAGGAAGAAAACUUCGCCCUAUUCAAUUACGUGAAUGAACUGAAUGACGAGCUCGAGGGCUUACAAACACGUGUGGCCCAAUUGAGAGACGAAAUCGACGAGGCACGUGCCAUCAACGUACUGCGGGGCUGCCAGCAGGCGGAGACCCUCGAGAGGAUUUCAAAACAGCUGGAGGAGCAGACGGCACAGGCAGACGAUGCCGAAGCCGGUCUCACUGAGUGCAACGAGACCUUCGAUAAACUACUCCAGGGAAUUGAGACACUGUUUCAUAACGUCAAGUGUGAUAAUUCGUCUAUCUUAGAUCUUCUGGGGGAUAACACUCAUGUGACUAUGAAUAAUGUGAUGCUGUAUUUGGGGAUCAUUGAGAAGAGAAUAGGGGAGAUGUUUCAGAGAGUUCAUUGGGCUGACGUUGGGACGGGGAAGACGGAUGCACCGAGACUGGAUGAGGAGAAAAGAUCGAAAUUUAAAGCUCCUUCGCUAAGCCAACUCGCUCCUACCCAGCCCUGUCCUUUAUGUGUUGAAAAAGAAGAGUUCCAAGUCGUGACAGAAGGUCCCAAAGCUCCCCUGACGCGUGGGGAAGUCACCGAGAAGUUGAAAAAUGUUCUCGAGGAAGAUCACGCGGAUAUUUUGCACAACGUCUCGGGGUGUCACUUACCAGCAGCUAAAAAAAUUAUUCAAAGGCGAUACCAAUAA